AUGGAUGAAAUUCUUUAUUUCUAUGAUGAGGAAGAGGUAUCUAAUAUAAAUUUAUCUUAAGAAUACUUUUUAAGGUUUGGAUACACUUAAACAGAUGGGAAAUGUAAAGUAAGUAUGUAAGGGAUUCCUCAAAAAUUAAUAUCAAAUUUUAUCAGGUAUUUUUGUUGAUUAAUUGGUUUAGAGAAUGGAAAUGUUUACUAUUUAGAACUUGGAAAAUCAUUUUAUAAGAUUCCUACAUGGAAUAGUAAAGUGAAACAAAUUGCAACAAAUUAAUCAGUUACUUUAUUAUUAACAUAUUCAGGAUAGUUAUUUGGAUUUGGAGAGGAUAAAUUAUAAUUAGGUACAAUAUAUAAUAAAUUAGGUUUGUUGGGGAAUGAAAAAUGCUAUAGUUCAUUAAGUCCAAUAAAGAUUGGUAACGAUUACAAGAGUAUAUCAUUAUCCUCUAACAUUGUAUGUAUUUUAGAUUACAAAGGAUAAGCUUGGAUAUGGGGUAAUUCACCUUUGGGUAGGAGUGAUGUUCCAAUAAGUAUAGAUGGAAGUUUCAUAAAGAUUUGUGCUGCAAAAGAUUAUGUGAUUUUUACUGAUCAACAGGCUUAAGUUUAGGUGUUGAGUGAGAUAUUUAAAUUUUCAAAUGAAUACUUCACUUGUUAAAAUAUGUGGAUAAUAAGAAAAGCAGAAUAGAUAGACUCAAACUAUUUAAUAAUUAAUGAGAUUAUACCAAAUGAUAGAUAUUCGAUCUUAUUAUCAAGUAAUAUUCAAUUUAUAAAUAGAUAAAAAUCAAAUGUUUUUAUUGAUUAAUAAUAACGGAAAAUAUAUUGAAAGGAGAUUGGCAAUCAAUAUUAGAAUCUCUAACUUAUAAUAAACUGACUAUUACAUAUAUUUUUUUACUGAGGAAGGUAGAUUAAUCAAAAUUGAUAAGGCAAAUCUUUAUACAAAUGAAAAUAAUGAAUUAUAAGAAAUUAAUGAAUAAAUAAGAUUUCAAUUAUCAGAAUCUGAAAUAAAACAUUUAAGUUCAAUCUAACCUAUAUUUGCAACUAAAUAUUCAUUUAAUAUACCAGCCUUCAUUGUUGACAAAAGAAGAUUUAAUGAAGGAAUAUCAGUUUUAAGACAAUAAUAUAUUGAUAUAGAAAUCAAAGCUAAUCUAAAAUCAAAAGAAAGCAAAUUAUCAUUUAUUAAACAAAUAUCACCAAUUAAAAGUUCAUAAUAAUUAUUCUCAUCUCGUAUUAUUAGUAAAUCUAUAACAUCUUAAAUACAAAGAUUUUAUUAUUCACCAUAAUAACAUGAUAAGAUGCAAAACUAUCAAACUCCAAAAUAAAGAGUUCCAACAACUUCAGCUAAGUAUGUACAAACAUUUCUCUCAUAAAAUACUCAAAAUUCCAUAAGCAAAUCCUAUAUAUAAGAUUUAAAGAGUGAUUAAAUUUCUACAAUAAAGAAAGCUAAUUUGAUUAGAUUACUCAUUUAAGACAUUCAAAAAUCAAUUAAUAAAGUUGAAAAUUUAAAGUAAAUACCAGUUGAUAUGAGAGAUCGUAUUCAUUCAAGAAGAAGUAGUUCUGUUAAUUUAGAUCAAGUUUAAUCCAUGAUUGUUGAAUUAGGAAAUUCAUAAUUAAGAAAUAACAGUCAAGAAAAAACGAAUAAAUUAAAUAAUUCAUUUAAUAGUAGAGUUUCAUAACAUGAUAAUAAAAAUACAAAUGCUAGUUCACUUUUUCAAUCUGAUUAGGAAUUAAUUGAUGAAUUAAGAUCUUCAGAACCACUUGAUAUGAUAGAAGAAGAAUAUUUAGAAUAUGAUGAAGAAACAGACUAAGUUAAAAGAGUCUUUAUAAGAAGACCUAUUGAUUAAGAUUAUGAAUAUGGCAAUAAUCUUAAAUAAGAUAUGGGUGAUGGUAAAAUAUUAGUAUCUAGAAAAUUGGUCAAUGUUAAAAAUGAAGUAGAAUGGAAUCUUUAAAAAAAUGGUGAAUUAAUUAAAGUCAAUAAUCAACAAGAACCAUAAAAAUAUAUUUAAGAAGAAAUUCUAAUUGAAAAUCCUAAAACUGGUUAAAUGACUAGAAAAAUAAUUAGAAUACCUUUUAAUGAUUAAUAUGUUAAAUUAAGUGAAGGAUUAAAUGAGAUUAAUUCUUAAGGAUAAAGAAUUAUUGGUCGUAGAAUUGUUGUAAAUAAAUACUCAACUGAAUAAUUAAUUUAGGAAGGAUGGAUUAAUAAAGAAUCAAAAUUAGAAAGAAUACUUGGAAAUAGAGAACCAAAUAAAUAUGUUGAAGAAGAAAUAUUAGAAGUAAAUCCAUAAUCAGGUUAAAUACAAAGAAAAAUUAUUAGAAGGAAAUAUGACAAAAAUAGAAAAUUAGAAUUAGGAUAAAAGUUAGUUUCAAGUAGGAUUGUAGAUAAUCUAUAAUCAUCUAAAUAAUUAGUAUAAGAUGGAUGGGAGUGAAAUUUCAAUUUAGGAACAGUAUAGAAAUAUAUUUAAAAUGAAUUGAUAUCUUUUAUAUUGAAGAAGAAAUCUUAAUUGUAUCUUAAAAGAAACAAGAUAGAAAAUUAAUUAGAAAAAUCUCUUUUGAUGAAUAAUCUAUAUAUAAAGUUUAGUAAGAAUUUGGAGAAAAUUUGUAUGAAAUUCAAAUAUAAGGAAUUAGAACAAUUGCUAGAAGAAUAAUUAAGGGUGAAAAACAUAUAGAUAAAGAUUGGAAAUAUUAUUCAGAUAAACAAUAUUGGGAAAAAGUAAUUAUUUAAGGAGAGUCAUGUAAAUAUGUAUAAGAAACUAUUGUUGAAAUAGAUUUUGACAAUUUUUAAUAGACAAAAAAAUAAAUCAGAUAAGAUUUAAAAGAAGACGAAAAAAGUUUGAUUUUAGGAGAUCAUUUAGAUGAAAAAUAAUUUGAUGGAAAUCAGAUUAUUUCUAGAGAAGUAGGUGAUAAUAUUGAAUCAACAAUUUAUCUCAAAGAAUAAGGAUGGAUUCAAAAUAAGAGUGGAUAACUAUAAAAAAUUAUAUCUAUUGAUUAAAUUAUAGAUUUUUAUGAGGAAGAAAUAUUAAUUCAAAAUUUAUCAGCAGGUAAAUAACAAAGAAAAUUAAUUCGAAGACCUAUUAUUAUAUAAGAUGGAGAAUAAUGUAAAUUAGGAGAUGAUUUAAAAGAAAAAAUAUCUUAGAAUUAAGUUGUAGUUAGUAGAAGAAUAAUUAAAAAUGAUCAUAAUCUUGAAAAUUGGAAGAAAAAUGAAAUUACUAAAUAUUUAGAGAAAAUAUUAAUUUAAAAUGAACCAAUUGAAUUUAUUGAAGAAGAAGUACUAACAUUUAAUCAAUAAUCUGGAACUAUAAUUAGAUAAAUUAUAAAAAGACCAUCUAUCAAUAAAGAUUAAAUAUAAUUUGGUUAUUUGAAAGAAGUUGAUAAGGAUGGUAAUAUAAUAGUUAAGCGUACGAUUGUACCUAAUUUAAAAUUACUUGGUUCUGAUUGGAUUAGAGGAUCAAUGGGAUCAUAUAGAUUAACUAUAGCUGAAGAACCAGAGGAAUACGUUGAGGAAGAAAUUAUUGUAAUUAAAAACGGGAUAUAAGAGAGAAAAAUAAUAAGAAGACCAUUUAAUUAAGAAGAUUUUAAAAAAAAUUAUGGUGAUGAUAUCAAUGAUAAUAAUAUAAAUGGAGAAUAAAUAGUUGCACGAAGAAUUGUUGGAAACGAUCAAUCUAAAGAAUAAUUAGAUUAAUAAGGGUGGAAAUUAAAUGAAAAUGGAAAUUUAGAAAUCAAGUAGAUUGAACCUAAUUAACAUCUUAUUGAAGAGGUCCUAUGUUUUAAUAAAGAAACUGGUAAUUAUGAGAGGAAAAUGAUUAGAAGAUAAAUGACUAAAUAAGAUGAGUAAUUAAAUUUUGGAGAAAAUUUAACUGAAGUAGAUAGGAAAGGUAAUAAAAUAGUAUCAAGAUAAAUUAUUUAAAAUGUUUAAUCACUAAAUAAAUAGAAAGAAGAAGGAUGGAUUGAAAAAAAUGGAAAUUAUUAGAAAAUCAUUAAUAUUUAAGAACCUGAAAAAUAUAUAGAAGAAGAAAUACUAAUAUAAAGGAAUGGAAUCUAGGAAAGAAAACUUAUUAGUAGACCAUACAAUAAUUAAUAAGUAAAUAUAGGAGUUAACCUAAAUGAAGAUCAUAAUGGAAUCAAAAUAGUGUCUAGGAGAGUUGUUUCUAAUGAUUAAUCAUCUUCCUAAUUAUAAAAUGAAAAAUGGUUUCGGAAUAAUAAAGGUCAUUUAGAAUUACAAAUAACAAAAUCUGAACCUUAGCAAUAUGUUGAAGAGGAAGUUUUAGCCUAUAAUUAAAAAACUGGAUAAAUGGAAAGAAAAAUAAUUCGUAGAUAAUUUAAUCAAUAUAAAGAUAAUAAAUUAUAAAUUGGUGUUGAAUUAAAUGAAGUUGAUUCUAAUGGAAACAAAAUAUUAUCCAGAUAAAUUGUUGAUAAUACUAAAUCAUUUAAAUCAAAUUAAUAGGAUGAAUGGAUUUCUCAAAAUAAUGGAACUCAAAUUAAAUUAAUUUCAUCCAAUGAACCUGAAGCUUAUAUAGUAGAAGAAAUUCUUAUUGUAAAUCAGAAAACUGGAAAGUAAGAAAGAAAACUUAUUAGAAAACCUUAUAAUCAAGAAGAUCUUAAUAUUGGAGAAUCAAUAAAUGAAAUAAAUGAUGGAUAAAGAACUGUUGCUAGAAGAAUAGUAUAAAAUAAUCAAUCAAUUUAUGAAUAAAAAAAUUGUUAAUAAUAAAAAGGAGAAGAUAUUUAAGAGAUUAUUCUGACUGAAGAGCCUACUUAAUAUAUCGAGGAAGAAAUACUAAUUCAAGAUUAAAAUGGUUAGAUUAUUAGAUAAAAACUUAGAAAGCCAUAUGAUCCAAAAAAAAUUAUAUAAACUGGAAAUGUUCAUGAAUAACUUAAAAAUGGAACUAUUGUAGUUAAUAGAAAAAUAAUAGAUAAUAAUUUUUCUUAGGCUGAAUUAAAUAAUUGGAAAUCUGGUACAAAGGAGUAAUUAGUUUAAAUUAUUAACUAAAAUGAACCAGAACGUUAUAUUGAAUAAGAAGUUUUAAUAAUAAAUCCUAAAAGUGGAAAAUAAGUAAGAAAGUUAAUAAGGAAACCUUUUAUAAAUCAAAAUUAAGCUAUUGGAGAUGAUUUAAAUGAAUCAAUAGAUUCUAAUAUGAAAGUAGUCUCAAGACGAAUAGUUUCGAAUGAUUAUUGUUCAGAUGAUUGGAAAUUUAAUAAUGGACAAUUUGAAAAAGUCUUAAAUAAUAAUGAACCAAUAAAAUAUCUGGAAGAAGAAGUUCUUAUUAAAAAUAAUUAGACAGGAUUAUUGGAAAGAAAAUUAAUUAGAAAACCAUACUAGAAAGACUAAAAAUUAGGAGAUAAAUUAAAUGAGUAAAAAGAUGGUGUGAUUAUUUUAAGUAGAAAGGUUGUUGAUAAUAAAUCAAAGUAAGGAUGGGAAUAAAAGGGAUAAAAUCUAGAGAAGAUCUUAAAUGAUAAUGAAGUAGAAGAGUACAUAGAAGAUGAAAUCAUCAUUCAAAAUAAAAAAACAUGCAAAUAGGAAAGGAAAUUAAUUAGAAGAAAUGUAAAUGAUCCUCCUCCUAAAGAAGGUAUUAUUGUUUCAAGUAAGAGAGUUUAAAAUACAGAGACGAUUGAUUAAUAAAAAUAAUCAGGUUGGAUUUAAUAAAAUGGUUAAAUUGUUAAAAUAAUUACAAAGAAUGAACCAACUAAAAUGAUUAUAGAAGAAGUUUUAUAAUACAAUGAUGAAACCGGUUUAAUGGAAAGAAAAUUAAUAAAACGACCAUAUGAUCCCAAUAAUAAAAAGUAAGAAAUAUAGAAUGGAACUGUAUUAUCAAGAAAAAUUAUAGAUAAUUUGGAGGCUUUAGAUUAAGGAUAAUAAUGGGUUUUAAAAAAUGGCCAAUAUGAAUAGAUUUUGUGUGAUAAUGAAUAUGAAUAAUUUGUAGAGGAAGAAAUAAUAAUCAUUAAUUAAAAAACUGGGAAAUAAGAAAGAAAAUUAAUAAGAAGACCUUUAAAAAAUGAUGAAGAUUUAGAUAUUGGAGAGUCUUUAAAUGAAUCAAUUGGGAAUGGGAAGAAAAUAUUAGCUAGAAGGAUCAUUUAAAAUAAUCAAGUUAGUGAAGAACUUUAGUAAUGGAAGAAAUAUGGUGAAAUAAUGGAAUAAUAAUUAGCUUCUGAUGAACCUACUAAAUAUAUUGAAGAAGAAAUUCUUGUACUUAAUCCAGAAACUAAAUAAUUAGAGAGAGUUCUUGUAAGAAAGUAAUAUUAACCAUGUGAAGUUGGGCAAGUUAGUGAAAUAGAUAAAGAUGGUAAUAAAAUAGUUUCAAGAAAGAUUGUUGAUAAUGUAGAGUCUUCAAAAAAUGGAUGGUCAAAAGUUAAGGGAGUUUUCAAGAAAGUUGUUGCUGUUGAACCAGUUAAAUAUAUUGAAGAAGAAGUUUUAAUUAUAAAUUAGAAGACAGGAAAGCAAGAAAGAAAACUUAUUAGAAGACCAUUGAAUGAGAGAUAAGAUCCUGGAGAACUGGGAGAUUCUUUGAAUAUUUCUACUGAAGAAGGAUAUAGAAUUAUCUCUAGAAAAAUUCAAGAUAAUAAUUUAGCUAAAGAGGCUACUUAAGAAUGGAUUGAAGUUAAUGGUGUCUAAAUUAAACAGAUUGGAGUUGAACCAAUUAAAUUUAUUGAAGAAGAAGUUUUGAUUUUAAAUGCAGAGACUGGUAUGAUGGAAAAAAAGAUAAUUAAAAAACUAUAUAAUCCUUAAGUUAAACUUGGAAAUAAUCUAAAUAUAUAGGAUAAUCAAGGAAAUCUAGUACUAUCAAGGAAGGUUGUUGAAAAUAAUUAAUCAACAUCAAAAUCAAAAUGGAAAUAAGGACAAUCUGAAAUCUUGAUUUAAAAAGAGCCUGCUCAAUAUAUUGAAGAAGAGAUCAUAGUUAUGAAUCCAGAUAAUGGACAGCAGGAAGGAAAAAUAAUUAGAAAGCCAUAUUAUGGUUAAGAUAUUGAAUUUGGAGAUGAAUUAGAUGAAGAAGUAUCUAAAAACUAGCAUGUUUUGGCAAGAAGAAUUGUAAAUAAUGAUCAAUCUCUUGAGCAAUUAAAAUAGUGGAAAAAGUAAGGGGAUGAGUUGGUUAGGACACUUACCUCUAACGAACCAACUCAGUAAAUUGAGGAAGAAGUAUUUGUUCGCAAUCCAGAAACUGGAAUGAUGGAAAGAAAAAUAAUUAGAAGAGAUUAGAAUUCAUCACCUUAAUAUGAUAAAAUAAUUUCAAGAAAGGUUGUGGAUAAUAGAAAAUCUUCUUUUGUUCUAAGUAAGUAGGGAUGGAAAUAAUCUAAUCUUGGAGCAUUUGAAGUGGUUUUGGGUGAAGAACCACAAUAAUAAAUUGAAGAAUAGAUAAUACAAGUGAAUCCUAAGACUGGUAAAUAGGAAAGAAAAUUGAUUAGAAAACCAUAUUUUGGUUAAGAUAUUGAGGUAAGUGAUGAAUUGAAUGAAUCUAUAUGUGGAGGCUAGAGAAUAGUAGCCAGAAGGAUAGUUGAUAAUGAUGCUUAGAUAGACUGGGAGAAGAAGAAUAAUUAAUAUGAAUUGAAAAUUGGAAACACAGAACCAUCUAAAUUUAUAGAGGAGGAAGUAGUUUGUUUUAAUUCUUAGACCGGAAUGUUGGAGACAAAACUAAUUAGAAAACCAUAUUAGAAGAAUGUUAAAUUAGGAAGUAAAUUGAAUGAAGAGACAAAUGAUGGUGUAGUUUUAUACAGGCAGGUAAUUGAUAAUUUUGAAUCAAUAAAAAAAUAAGAAGAAUGGCAAAAAGGGUAAAAUGGUAUUAUGAUGAAAAUAAUCUCAUCAAGAUAGCCUGAUUAAUUUAUCGAAGAAGAAGUGAUAACUGUCAAGAAUGGAAAAUAGGAAAGAAAGAUAGUUAGAAAACCUAUAUUAUAUGACUAAUAAGUAGUAGAAUCUGAUGAUCUGAAUUAAGACAUAGGAAAUGGAUAAAGAGUACUUUCUAGGAAAAUUGUCAAAGGAAAAGAAGGUAACGAUUUUGAAUUGAAAAAUGGGGUUUUGGAAAAAUAAAUAUCUAGGAAUGAACCAACAAAAUUUAUUGAAGAAGAGGUUCUGGCUUUUAAUUAAGAAACAGGAAUGAUGGAUAGAAAAUUAAUAAGAAGACCAUUUUCAGAAAGACAAAGAUAGUUUGAUGAAGAUGGCAAUAAAAUAUUAUCAUCAAAAGUGAUUGAUAAUAAUAAAUCAUUAAAUUCUUAGUAAGAAUGGAAUAAUCAUUAAAAUGGAUAAUAAGAAAUAAUAAUAUCUAUUGAACCAAAUUAAUUUUAUGAAGAAGAAGUUUUCAUAUUAAAAGAUGGAAAGGCUGAAAGAAAAUUGAUAAGAAAGCCUCUAAUGGACAAUAACUGA
Messenger RNA from Paramecium pentaurelia, 8337 nucleotides. The record is from the annotation of a GenBank genome assembly. NCBI's taxonomy places the organism in Eukaryota, Ciliophora, Oligohymenophorea, Peniculida, Parameciidae.